Molecule: messenger RNA, 1584 nt
Organism: Plasmodium relictum
Lineage: Eukaryota; Apicomplexa; Aconoidasida; Haemosporida; Plasmodiidae
Product: UDP-N-acetyl glucosamine:UMP antiporter, putative
Exons: 1
Coding region: 1-1584 (527 amino acids)
Biological process (GO): pyrimidine nucleotide-sugar transmembrane transport
Cellular component (GO): Golgi membrane
Molecular function (GO): pyrimidine nucleotide-sugar transmembrane transporter activity
Source: RefSeq, a predicted model, not a curated record
AUGGCAAAUAUAAAAUUGUCAACAAAUAUUAAUAAAACUAAAUAUAAAAAUAAUAAAAAUGAUAAAAAUAUAUUUAGGAAUGAUUUAUUUUUUAAAGCAACAUUAUUUGUUGUGCUAACAGUACAGUCUGUUUUAACUUUAUUAAUGAUAAGAAUAAAGAAAAUUAAAAACAUAAAUUAUAAAUUAAAAAAUGAAAGCAUAAUAUUAAUGUCAGAAAUAAUAAAAUUUUGUGUUUCUUUUUUUUUUUAUUUUAAUGAAAAUAAAUUUAGCAUAAAACUAGUCAGCAAAAACAUAAGGGAAAUAAUCGUGAAAGAGAAGAUAUGUAUGCUUUCUUUAUUAAUUCCAAGUGUUUUAUAUUAUAUUCAAAAUAUAUUUUUUUUUAUAUCUCUAUCGAAUAUCCCAACCCCCUUAUUUCAGUUGUUAUAUCAAUUUAGAAUUUUAACAGUGGUAAUGUUUAGUUUAUUAAUUUUAAAAAAAAAAUUUAAAAAUACUCAAAUACUUUCUAUUAUAUUUUUAUUUUUAUCUUUGGUGUGUUUGAAGGAUUAUAAUUUAAAUGAUAAUCAUUCUAUAUAUAAAAAGGAAACAGAGACAUCUUUAAAUAAUAAUAGAGAUAAAUGUUAUUUACAUAAAGAAUGGGUGGAUAAUAAGUUAAUAGAAAAUACAAGGAAUAAAAAUCAUUUAUUAUAUUUUAACUAUAAAGAAAAAUCAUUUACUAGUAAUAGAGCAUUAUUAUAUUUUUUUGAAGAAAGUAAAAAAAGAAAUAUACUUCAAAAAAUUAUGAAUAAAAACCUCAAUAAAAAUAUUUUUGCAAAUAAUAAAAAAAAAUUUCAUAAAAUUUAUUAUAUAAAUAAUGAUAUUAUAACUAAUAGCAACAUUGAUAUUUGUGAAAGAGAUGAUAAUAUUUGUAGUAAAGGUGGCAAUAAUAUUAAUAAUUAUAAUAAUAAAAAUAUUUGUCAUAUUGAUAACGCUAGUAAUAAUAGAAAAUUUAGUAAUAUUAUAAUCGGAACAGUAACCACUUUCUUAGCUACAUUUACAAGUGGAUUCUCAAAUGUAUUUUUAGAAUUUUUGUAUUCUAAUUGUAAAUUUCCAUUAUGGUUUCAGAACAUGUGCUUAUCUUUUUUUACCAUAAUAAUAAGUUCAGCAACAAAGAAUAUAAAUCUAUCAUUAAUUUUUAAUAAGUACUCUAAAAAUAAGUUUUCAUUAAAUGAGUACGAGAAAAGUUAUUUAUAUAAAAACACGAAAUUUGAAUUAUUUAAUAUGAAGGAAGAAAAAGAGAUAGAAAAUGAAGAAAUUUUAUUAUUACAAAGAUUGAAAAACUAUUUUUAUCAAUAUUUUGAUUCAUUUAAUGAAUUUUUAUAUGUGUCUUUUUUAGUUUUUUUAAACAGUACUAGUGGGAUAACAAUUGCAGUUUUUAUUAGAUAUAUUGACAGUAUUUCACGAUUUUUCAUAACUCCUAUUAGUUUAUUAAUUAAUGUUUAUAUAUCUUCUAUAUAUUUUAAAGAUUUUGAUUUUACUUUUAAUUUUUUUAUUUCAUUAAUAUUUAUUUUCCUUUCCUUAUUUCUUUAUUCUAAAAAAAAUUAUUAA